This is a messenger RNA of Mastomys coucha (southern multimammate mouse), 5167 nucleotides long. It is a transcript of the gene Pals1, whose product is annotated as membrane palmitoylated protein 5. The transcript has 15 exons. Gene Ontology annotation, molecular function: protein binding. Gene Ontology annotation, biological process: establishment or maintenance of epithelial cell apical/basal polarity; protein localization to plasma membrane; generation of neurons. The coding region runs from base 477 to 2504 and encodes 675 amino acids. Lineage: Eukaryota; Metazoa; Chordata; Mammalia; Rodentia; Muridae. The record is from RefSeq and is a predicted model, not a curated record. Gene Ontology annotation, cellular component: plasma membrane; adherens junction.
CGCGGGGGGCCGGUCUCGCGCGGCCUCGAGGAGGAGUUGCUGGCGACGGCGGCGACGGAGGAGGCUGGCGGCGGGGAGAGGGCGGGGACUGAAGACUCGGAGGAGGUGGAGGCGAUCGGGAGUUUCUGGAUUCUUUAUCCGGUGUUUUGAGGGCUGCCCGACGGAGGGCUGUCGCUUGGGCCGCGUUGAGGAGCGAGUAAGGGCGAGAGGAUCGGCCGCCGCCGGGGCUUGGAGAAUAAGAAGGCUAACCUGAAUAUUGGGGGAAAAAACAGAGAAGAGAAACAAGGGUAGAAGACAAGGUUUCCCAGUUUGAUUAAUAUUUCCCUCAUGGAUACAUUUCAUAGCAUUAUUAUGUGAUAUGAGAAGUUAUUUUUCUUUCUUUGAAGUAACAUGGAUUUUAUACUACAGAAUCAAGAGAAUUGGCUUUAUAGGAAAAUUUGAUAUAUAAAAAGUGGUACAGGUUUUUAUAGAUAACCAUGACAACAUCGUAUAUGAAUGGGCAUGUAACAGAGGAAUCAGACAGCGGAAUAAAAAAUCUUGAUCUUGCAUCACCAGAGGAAUAUCCGAAGCACCGAGAGAUGGCUGUUGACUGCCCUGGAGAUUUGGGCACCAGAAUGAUGCCAGUGCGAAGAAGUGCACAGUUAGAGCGCAUUCGACAACAGCAGGAGGAUAUGAGACGUAGGCGUGAAGAGGAAGGGAAAAAGCAAGAACUUGAUCUAAAUUCUUCCGUGAGACUUAAGAAACUAGCUCAAAUUCCUCCAAAGACUGGAAUAGAUAACCCUAUAUUUGACACAGAAGAAGGAAUUGUUUUAGAAAGUCCUCACUAUGCUGUGAAAAUAUUAGAAGUUGAAGACUUGUUCUCUUCGCUUAAACACAUCCAACACACUUUGGUUGAUUCUCAGAGCCAGGAGGAUAUUUCACUGCUUUUACAGCUUGUACAAAAUAGAGAUUUUCAGAAUGCAUUCAAGAUACACAAUGCUGUCACAGUGCACAUGAACAAGGCCAGCCCUCCGUUUCCUCUUAUCGCCAAUGUACAAGACCUUGUACAAGAGGUACAAACUGUCUUAAAGCCAGUCCAUCAGAAGGAAGGACAAGAAUUAACUGCUUUGUUGAAUGCUCCACAUAUUCAGGCACUUUUACUGGCCCAUGAUAAGGUUGCUGAGCAGGAAAUGCAGCUAGAGCCCGUUACAGAUGAGAGAGUCUAUGAAAGUAUCGGCCACUAUGGGGGAGAAACUGUAAAGAUAGUUCGUAUAGAAAAGGCUCGGGAUAUUCCAUUGGGUGCUACAGUUCGUAAUGAGAUGGAUUCUGUCAUCAUAAGCCGGAUAGUGAAAGGAGGCGCAGCAGAGAAGAGUGGGCUCCUGCACGAAGGAGACGAAGUUCUGGAGAUCAACGGCAUUGAAAUCCGGGGGAAGGAUGUCAAUGAGGUUUUUGACUUGUUGUCGGACAUGCAUGGUACUUUGACAUUUGUUCUGAUUCCUAGUCAACAGAUCAAGCCCCCUCCUGCCAAAGAAACUGUAAUCCAUGUGAAAGCUCAUUUUGACUAUGACCCCUCAGAUGACCCUUAUGUUCCAUGUCGAGAGUUAGGGCUGUCUUUUCAAAAAGGAGAUAUACUUCAUGUGAUCAGUCAAGAAGAUCCAAAUUGGUGGCAGGCCUAUAGAGAGGGAGAUGAAGAUAACCAGCCUCUAGCUGGACUUGUUCCAGGCAAAAGCUUUCAGCAGCAAAGGGAAGCCAUGAAGCAAACUAUAGAAGAAGAUAAGGAGCCAGAAAAAUCAGGAAAACUGUGGUGUGCAAAGAAGAAUAAAAAGAAGAGGAAAAAGAUUUUAUAUAAUGCCAAUAAAAAUGAUGAUUAUGACAAUGAAGAGAUCUUAACAUAUGAGGAAAUGUCACUUUACCAUCAGCCAGCAAAUAGGAAAAGACCUAUCAUCUUGAUCGGUCCACAGAACUGUGGCCAGAAUGAACUGCGCCAGAGACUCAUGAGCAAAGAAAAAGACCGCUUUGCAUCUGCAGUUCCUCAUACAACUCGGAAUAGGCGAGAUCAUGAAGUAGCUGGGAGAGAUUACCACUUUGUUUCACGGCAAGCAUUUGAAGCAGAUAUAGCAGCUGGCAAGUUCAUUGAACACGGUGAAUUUGAGAAAAAUCUGUAUGGAACCAGCAUAGAUUCUGUACGACAAGUAAUCAACUCUGGCAAAAUAUGUCUUUUAAGUCUUCGAACACAGUCUUUGAAGACUCUCCGGAAUUCAGAUUUGAAACCAUAUAUCAUCUUCAUUGCACCACCUUCACAAGAGAGACUUCGGGCAUUGUUAGCCAAGGAAGGCAAGAACCCAAAGCCUGAAGAAUUAAGGGAGAUCAUUGAGAAGACUAGAGAGAUGGAGCAGAACAAUGGCCACUACUUCGACACUGCAAUUGUGAAUUCAGAUCUUGAUAAAGCCUAUCAGGAAUUGCUUAGGCUCAUUAACAAACUGGAUACUGAACCUCAGUGGGUGCCAUCCACCUGGCUAAGGUGAAGGAAAUGGCUAUUCUGUGUUAUCAUGAUGAACUUUAUUUGGCAAACUGCCAACAGGAAGAUAGCCUUAACGCUGAGGGUUAAAUCUCUUAAACUAAUGAGAAAGGUCCAUUAGGCAUUCUAUAGACAACACAUCCUACACAUUGCUUUAGGGGGCCUUGACUUGUGUGGAGAUUUAAAAUGGAAGCUUCCUUCAGAGCAUUUCUGAUGUAUCCUGGUAAAACCUUUUGUUUUCACCUUUCUGACUCUUUGCCUCUGGGUCAGAUGUCUAUAAAAAAAAAGUGUGUAUAUAUGUAAUAGUCCAUUGUCUCACAUGGUUAUGAAUAUUAACACUAUUUAACAUUUAACUUAAAUGACUUCAUGGGAUUAUUGAGAGAAGGGGCUGUGCUUCUGUGCACUGAGAAUAACAGUAUUUUCUUAAAUAACUGACUUGGUCAUCAGAAAUAUUUCUCUUAAAAAAGAAAAGGAAAAAAAGGUGCCACUUUAGUUUGGAGUAACUUUUCACGUUUAAAUUUAUUGGUUAUAUCUUUUAAUUCUGAAAAACAUUCCAUUAAAAGUACCAGUUUUGCUGGGCAUGGAAGUGCAUGCCUUUAGUCCCAGUACUCAGAGACAGAGGCAGGUGGAUCUCUGAGUUCAAGACCAGCCUGGUCUACAGAGUGAGUUCCAGGCCAGUCAAGUCUGCACAGAGAAACUUUGUCUCAAAAAACCAAAAAUAAAAAAAAAAGUCCAGCCCUUCAGCUUGAACUUUGUGGAUGAGAAUGCAGCCUCCAGUGUAGUUACGAGUAUACAAAAGAUGCUGACAUUUUUAAAGAUAGAAUUUUCUGAAUUACUUUAUUAAAUUGUGGUGAUUUGAUAGCCUUGACUCCUUGUUCUGAUAAAGAGUUCAUAUAAACUAUAUUGACCAUUAAAAUUUCUUCCUUGUGAUGCAAAUAUUUUUUUAUGUCAGCGAAAGGACAUAACACAUUUGACAGUUUCUGCAUUUUAAUUCUAAGCACAGAAUUAUAUCUAUGACUGUGCUACAUAUGUAGGUAUCAAACUGGAAAUCUGUACUGUAUACUGAUAUUUAAUAGAUUAGUAAAUAGUUGUGUUAUGCAUUGAAAUAAAGUUUUAUACAUACAUACACACUGAGGAAAUACUGACAACUAACUGACUUAGAGAUGAGAAGGAAGGAAGGCCUUGAGCUUUUAGACAAGGACAGCAGUGUUGUUUUAUUAAGCGUGUACAGACAAGUUUUUGUCCGGACAGUCUUCCUUGUGACUGAAACAUAGCAGCUUGCUAAAUCUUCAAUGUUCAUGCUAAUGGGAUUUUUGUACUGUCUCUUUAGCUAUAGCUUUAAAAUUCAUUGUCUACAAAUCUACACAGAAAGUUAACUUGUAGUCUUCUCAAGCCUUUAAGGACAAUGUUCUGUGUGACAACCAACCUCAAAUGUGAAUGUCUUGAUUUUAUGUAGCUACGGAAUUUCAUGUUCCCAGAGCUAAACAAACACUGGAAUGACACUGACUUGUCACUUAGCACAGCAGUUGGUGUUAAUGUCUUGUCAGUGCUGUUUGUGUGUCUCAUUUCUCUUCUGGAUAAUCUUAUUGGAACAAAUGUUGAGUGUGUCUUUUUAUGUUCAGUUUUGCAUGGCUUUUGUAGUUGGCUGGCAAGUGUGUCUAUUAGAAAUACUUUCAAAAUAAUUUUCCUUAGGAAUAAAAGCACAUUCUUGGAUUGAGGGAAGGAAUCUCAAGUCUGAACACUCCCAGUUUACAGCAGGAAAUGUUGACACCCUUGUCAACAUUGAAGGUCAAUUCACUUAGCACUUAAAGGAUUAAAUCUUUUCAGUUUUUCACCGUUUUUUUUUUUUCUCAGGAAUGAAAGGUAGUCUAUGGUCAGUAGAGCUUUGUGAUCUACAUGCCAACUAAAAAUACUGACUGGUGAGCAUACCUGUAACCCUAUAGAAAAACCUAGAGUUUAAGGCUGCUGGGUUGCUUGAGACCGUCUCAAAAAAAUAAAUAAGAAAAAAAAAAGCCGUUUUACAUGUGAUUGUAUAGCCAUUAGGGGCAAUUCAAUUUCCUAUCCAUCUGUGGUUCUGAUUGGAAACUGCCGUGCCAGGGAAGUCUUAGCCACUUACAGAAUUGAUAUUGUGGUUGGCUGGGAACACAGCUCAGUUGGUAGAAUACCUCCCAGCAUGCACAAAACCCCGGCUAUGGCAGAAGGCAAGCAUGGGUGUUGAUGGGAAGUGGAAGCAGAAGGAUUGGCAGCUCGCUCGAGGUUACUAUCAACUACAUGAGACCCUGCCUCAGAAACAAAGCAGGUAAUACCAGCUAAUGACAUGUCCUCGGGAAAUCCAGACAAGGAAGGACCUUCAUCUCUUAGAUUUUCAUACUUCAGGAUAUUAGUAUCUAGACUGGUCCAGAUUAGCUUCCUAUGAAAAUCUAGUGUAUGGAUUGUUUUCCUUCUCUCAUGGCCUAAGGAGUAAAUAUGGAUAAGGAAUUAUUUGAAUGUAAUUUUUUUCGAAUGUGUGGAAAAUAUAAACCAGGGAUUUAUCCUUAAUGAAGGUAGCCACUGACAUUUGUUGUUGAUCUCCCUUUGUACUGUCUUGUUUCUGCACUCGUUAUUUUGAGAUAUCAUACUGCACAAUGUAUUAUAAAAAUAAAAAGUAAACCUAUAUUUCAAAUUGUAAAA